AUGUCCUCACACAGACCAGCAUGUCUUCAUUCUCACACAGAUCAGCAUGUCCUCAUUCUCACACAUAUCAGCAUGUCCUCAUUCUCACACAGAUCAGCAUGUCCUCAUUCUCACACAGAUCAGCAUGUCCUCAUUCUCACACAGACCAGCAUGUCCUCAUUCUCACACAGACCAGCAUGUCCUCAUUCUCACACAGAUCAGCAUGUCCUCAUUCUCACACAGAUCAGCAUGUCCUCAUUCUCACACAGAUCAGCAUGUCCUCAUUCUCACACAGAUCAGCAUGUCCUCACACAGACCAGCAUGUCCUCACACAGACCAGCAUGUUCUCAUUCUCACACAGACCAGCAUGUCCUCAUUCUCACACAGAUCAGCAUGUCCUCAUUCUCACACAGACCAGCAUGUCCUCAUUCUCACACAGACCAGCAUGUCCUCAUUCUCACACAGAUCAGCAUGUUCUCAUUCUCACACAGAUCAGCAUGUCCUUAUUCUCACACAGACUAG
Molecule: messenger RNA, 501 nt
Organism: Candidula unifasciata
Lineage: Eukaryota; Metazoa; Mollusca; Gastropoda; Stylommatophora; Geomitridae
Source: the annotation of a GenBank genome assembly